This is a messenger RNA of Rhopalosiphum maidis (corn leaf aphid), 369 nucleotides long. Its product is annotated as semaphorin-1A-like. Gene Ontology annotation, molecular function: protein binding. The record is from RefSeq and is a predicted model, not a curated record. The coding region runs from base 1 to 330 and encodes 109 amino acids. Lineage: Eukaryota; Metazoa; Arthropoda; Insecta; Hemiptera; Aphididae. The transcript is spliced from 4 exons.
AUGAUAGAGGUAAAGCAUCUCGAUGACAAUGGAAUUAGUGGUAUUAGUAGUAUGAUGAUGCCCGUGUUGUUGUUAUAUGCAGUGGUAGUGGUGGUGAUGGCGGCAACGUUACUGUCCGAACACAGUAGGAUAUUUUCUGGUAACAACACACACACGGAUUACUUUAAAACUUUGCUCAGGGAUGGUAACAAUAUUUUGAUCGGAGCCAGGAAUGCGGUAUAUAACAUAAGCUUGGCUGAUCUGUCCGAAAAUCAAAGAUUGGAAUGGCACUCAACUGAUGCUGAUUACAAAAUGUGCUUAGUCAAAGGAAAAGACGAGGUAAGAUGUUAAAAUAAUAAAUUUUUAUAAAUUUGUAUUGUAAUAUAAUGA